Mus musculus (house mouse) is the source of this 5724-nucleotide messenger RNA. RefSeq names its product EF-hand calcium binding domain 14 (gene Efcab14). Lineage: Eukaryota; Metazoa; Chordata; Mammalia; Rodentia; Muridae. The record is from RefSeq and is marked validated. The coding region runs from base 890 to 2344 and encodes 484 amino acids. The transcript is spliced from 11 exons.
AAGUGAGCUAAGACUGGAGCUAUGGCCCGGGUCUGGAGCCUGCGGCGGCCGCCACCGCCAGCACAUCCAGAGAAGUCGCGACCGAAGCAGGGGCCGGAGACGCGGCUGGACUGGCCGCGGCGCGUGUGAGUUGCGGAAGUCGCUGGUGGCGGAACACUUCAGGCUGGCGGAGCGGUGGUCACCCCUCAUCACUGCGCCCCCUCCAGGCCCUAGCAGCAGGGCUCCCGCUCCUCUCGCGCGGGUCUCUACAAACUCAGGACAGAAGCCACGGGAAGGUGAUCAUCCCGAAUCCUGGUGGGCGUCCCGGCCUGGGAGUUUUCUAGGCGCCCAGGCAGUGUUGGCGCUCUCCUGUCACCACCUCUCCAGUUAAGGAUCAGCGAGUUCCCACUGCCUGCUCUGCAAAGUCUCCUCUCCUCCCAUUCAAAAACAAGUUUAUUUUCCUUCUGCAUUGGGAAUCUUGUCCCAGAGAUCUAAAGUACCUUAGUUUUGUGUAUCUUUCUCCCGCUUUCUGGAGCACUCCUAGAAAUAUUGGUUGCCUACACGACUUAGAAUCUCGUGCUUGACUUAGCGGGUUGUUUUGUUUCGUUUUCCUUUUGACAGGUAAUAGUUGUUUCAGAAAUUUAUCCAUUUAGAUCUCCAGUUCCUUGGCCAUCUCUAUGUAACUUCCCCCACCCCCCAUCCCCCAUCCACCUGAGUCCAAUUUUCUCUGGGCUCUAUUCUCCAGCCCUCAGUAGAUCUGGUCAGUCCCACCUCUGGGUGGGAGUGAUCAGGGGGCUCAGGCCCAGGAUUUCCAACCCUGGAAGGCAGCUCCAAGUCAGCGAGAGAGUUGGGUGUUGGCUACGAACCUGGCAGCUCAGGAGUGGGCCCGCCACUCACCCCCCACAAAAAGAUGAAAAAGCGCAAAGAGCUCAAUGCGUUGAUCGGCCUGGCUGGUGACCAUCGGAGAAAGAAGACCAAGCAAGGCUCAGGCAGCCACCGCCUGCUUCGCACUGAGCCUCCUGACUCAGACUCAGAGUCCAGCACAGACGAAGAGGAAUUUGGAGCAAUUGGAAAUCGCUCUCGUUUUGUCAAGGGAGACUAUGCCCGAUGCUGCAAGAUCUGCUGUCCCCUCUGUGCCUUUGUCAUCCUCGCAGCCUGCGUUGUGGCCUCUGUGGGCUUGGUGUGGAUGCAAAUGGCUCUCAAGGAGGAUCUGGAUGUCCUCAAGGAAAAAUUUAGAACAAUGGAGUCUAAUCAGAAGAGCUCAUUCCAGGAAAUCCCCAAACUUAAUGAGGAACUUCUCAGCAAACAAAAACAACUUGAGAAGAUUGAGUCUGGGGAGCUGGGCUUAAGCAGAGUCUGGAUCAACAUCACAGAAAUGAAUAAGCAGAUUUCUCUCUUGAGUUCUGCAGUAAACCACCUAAAAGCCAGCGUCAAGUCAGCCGCAGACUUACUUAGUCUGCCUAGCACUGUAGAAGGACUUCAGAAGAGUGUGGCUUCCAUUGGCAAUACUUUAAACAGUGUCCACCUUGCUGUAGAGGUGAUACAGAAGACUGUGGAUGAGCACAGGACAACCUUGGGGUUACUGCAGGGCAGUAUGGAGAACAAUGGAAGCAACCAGAUCUUGCCAUCACCUUCACCUCCAUCAGAGCUUGACAAUAAAUCCCACAGUGAAAGUGCAAAACAGGAUAUCCUGUACCUGCACAACUCCUUAGAGGAAGUCAACAGUACUGUAGUGGAAUACCAGAGACAGAAUGACCUUAAACUCAAGGGAAUGAGCGAGACCCUCAGUAACCUGACACAGAGACUCAGCCUGAUAGAAAGCCAUGUGGUUGCACUGAGCAAGGCAGAACAGAGAACAAACGUGAGCUCCAGCACGAUGGAGAAUAGGGCUGCCACUCUGAAAAGAGAGUCUUUGGUGACCAACAGAAGUGACACUGUACAGGCGCAAAGCAUGAAGAAAGAAGAUAAUUCAAAUUCUCAGGUAUCCGAGCUUCGAGAAAAACUGCAGCUGAUCAGUGCUCUCACAAACAAACCUGAAAGCAACAGGCCUCCGGAGACCACAGAUGAAGAGCAAGUACAGAACUUCACAUCAGAUCCUUCAGCAUUGCCAGAAUUUUCACAGCUUCUUAGAAACCAAAUUGAGACCCAAGUAAAACCUCUCUCCCUGCCUGGGAUUUCUAGCAUCAAAGAUCUUCAGGAUUUAUUCCACAAGACUGGUCAAGAUGUGGAUGGGAUGCUGACCUACCAGGAACUCUGGAACUCCCUAGGUUCUGCCAUGCCAAGACCAGAGAGCUUGAGAGCAUUUGAUUCGAAUGGAGAUGGAAGAUACUCUUUCCUGGAACUAAGAUUAGCUUUAGGUAUCUAGUCUCAUCAGGUAUAUUUGAAACGGAUAUGUAGCCUGGACUACCUAAAAAUCUACUUAACUAAAAAGACAGAAAAAAACAAAAACAAAAACCUUCUUGACUAACUCUUCAGCCCUCCAGUCCUUUAUACUACUAUAACAAACACAUUGUCACCUUUUAACUUGUUUGAAAACACUAUUUAAAAAAUUAUUUUUUUAAAAAAAUUUACUUAAAGUAUGAUGUUUAGAAAUCUAUGAUUUCAUGAAGCCAGUGAGAUGUUGUAACUUAAAGUUGCCAGGAAAAAAAAAUAAAGCCCUCUUCUCUCUUUCCUGUUUUUUGAGGGGAAGAGAAUUUACCUUUUAAAGCUGGAAAGUGUAUGUAUAUAGAGAUAAUAAGUCAGUUUAUAUUUCAUAUGAAUUUGCCUUAAAUUAGAUGCACUUUAUAGAGCCUCAGAAUAUGUCUUUUCUUUGAAAGAUGAGUCUCUUCUGUUUGUAAAUAUAUAAGAUGAAAGAUUGUGCAUAAUGUGUAGAAAGACGAUUGGCUUUGAAUGGAAUGAAUGAAUGACUUGUUAUGAGUAACUGACAGUCUGCUCUGGGUGGCAACUGAACCUCUUCACACCUCCUUAAGGCAGCCCUCAAAUGCUUGGGCACCACCAUAGGGUUUGAAGCUGGGGCAUCAGUUCAGGUAUGGAUGCUGUGCAGAGGGUGCCAGUUCCAAACUCAGGAAAGUCAGAUUCUGGGCCACUGCUCCUAUUCCUAACCUAAGAACCAGAGAAGUCUUACUGGGAUUUUCCUCAUUUUUAAUUAUCUUUCAAGGAUUAUGAGCGUAAAAGUUACUCGGUGGGAAAUUAUAUGUUUUCCCCUCAAGAAGUGGGUCUUCUCUGCCCACCCACUCUAGACUACCUUAAAGUUGUAACUGCCUACCUUCAGCACCAUGUCCAGUCAGAAAUGGGAAGGUUCAUGUCCUUGGCUGCUAUCCCAAACUAGUUGCCCAGAGCACUAGAGAAAAGCUCUGAGUACCCUUUGAUUUUACCUUUAGGAUAACCAAGAAUUUGCUCUAUUUCUUGGCAGGAUGCCUAAAGCCAAAAUGUGGUCUGAUGAAACAGGAAAUCAUAUUCUUUCUUCCUAAUUGUUCACUCAAAAGGAGCUAUGGGUUUUCUGUCCAGAGGAUACCACAUGGAGCAGGCGUGCUUGGAGCAGGAGCCUUCUGGUGAUGGGGCUGUUUUCCCAGGUCUAAAGAGCAUCUGUGAUGCUUCCGCUUACAUGCUUUGUGGGCAGGCCAGGACAGGUCUGAUAGGAGCAGAUCACCAUUCGCUGACAUGUUGAGACACUCCCAGUGCUCUUAGGCGUCUCUGGCAGCUCCAGCAGAAGACCUUACAGAACCGCAGGUUGCUGUAGCCGUCAGGGAAACACUGGAGAAGCUGUUGUGAUGGCAGGGCUUCUUUACUAAAGAUCAUUGCUGUUUAAUUUCGAUCAAGUUGCCCUGUCAGCUAUAGAUACAGUCUAGUACCUUUAACCUUUAAAGACAUUUGGUUUUCGCUUUGCUUUGCCUUGCUUUUUAUAUUUUGUUUCUUUUAUAUAUGAUAUUCAGCUUAGUGUUGGCUUUUUUUUUCUCUAGACAUUAAAACUCAGUGAAGGCAAGACAAGUUUUCCUGUGCAUGAGUCUUCUUAGCUCAUGUUUCUCUCUCUUUAAAUUUUUUGCCUUAAUGUUUGCCUUGCUCAUCUAUGCUGUCACCUUCUUGGAAAGGUUAAAAAUACAGUUCAAACAUUAUCCUGGCUCUUUAGGUAACUCUUGUUCUCCUGGCUGCCUUCCAUACUAAACACACACACACACACACACACACACACACACACAUCCGUACAGAUUUUGUAACAACCAAAUAAAGUUCUAGCAAUAAAUUGAAUUAUUCUGCUAUAUUUGUAUAUAUUGUACCAUAAAUAGUAUGUCUGUACCUGGAAGGUUUUUCUUUUUUUCUUUCUUUCUUUCUUUCUUUUUUUUUUUUUUUUUGAGAACUGAUUUAUAUGAAAUAUACUGAGGGUAAUGUAGCUUGUCCUUUUUAGUUUCAAGUUCUCAUUUGUAGGCAGAUACUUUCAAGACACCUUAACUCUUUGUGGUAUAUGCUUUUCAGUGAGGAAGCAGGAUUUGUUUCUUGGACUUUCUUCUGGUUUUUCCAUGUCAAGAAGCUUGUCUGCCAGCAUCACCCCUGAGCCAUGUGAUGUCUCUUAUCAAACUGACCAGAGGUAGCCAUAACUGCCCUCUGACAUUCUAUACGUUUCUCAUCCUGACUAUGGCAUUACCAGAUCUAGGCAGAGGUUGCUAUCCUUUGCUAGAAAUUGGACAGACUCACUGGCUUAGGAGCCCCAAAAACCUAUCAAUCGGUGAAGAUUGGGUCUUCAUUUGUUUAUUGUCUUACCUUGUGCAUCCAGUGCCUUGUGUUAGUCAAGCUUCACCAGCCACAGAUCACCUCUAAGAGAACUCAAUGGUAGUGGUGGUGAGUUUGGCUUUGGAUUUCAAUCCUUUGGCCUUAUCAGUCAGUAGCUAAGAGUACUUCCCACCUUAGUUUCUUAAAGUGUUACCCUUGGUCCUUUGCUUUAUGUACCAUCUACCAUAAUAUUUACUGAAAGACCAUUCACAAGCCAGUCAUGGUAGUACAUACCUGUAAUCCCAGCCCUUGGGAGACUGAGACAGGAAAGUAAUGAGUUCUAGUCCAGUCUGGGCUCCAUAGUGAGAUCUUGUCUCAGAAAAGUACCUGGCUUAAAUAUGACUGUAGUAACAUUCAAGGAGGAGCAGAGCAAUGGAUGCUUGGCUCUUAAGAAUGGGUCUAAUGCAGAAGAGCUGAGGCAGACAGUCUCACUUCACGACCAGCUUGUUUCCCUUCCAUUGCAGUUUGCUCUUUACCAUUGCUGGACAGCCCCAUCAGCCCCCUCCCUGGUCCCAGCGUCACAGCUGAAGGUUUUGACUGUGAUGGGCUCACACUUAUAAUGGCCUAUUGAGUUGUUUUUAGUGACAGCUUUUGUUUGCUACACACCUCAUUGGCUUGCUUACCAACCAUCUAGAUGUGGUCCCUUCUCUCAUAUUCAAGCCAGAACACAUUUGGGUAUUCCUGAGACUAGAGAGUGUGUAUUGUUUGUUAUAUAAACCUAACCUACCUUGUUGUUUUCUCAUAUUAAGAACGGUAAAUCUACUUUAUAUUAAUGGAACUAUUUUGGUAAUACAUAAGCAAUUUUGGUUUUGUUUAGAGUGGAUUCAAGGUUUCCAUGACUUCAUUUGAGCUUUACUUACUUCCUAUCAAUAUAGCCAUUUUAAUUUAUCUAAAUAAAACAUUACGUUUCUCUCACUGUGUCUGACUAGAAUUUUCCCUGCUCCCCUGAUAAUUAAAGGGGGAAACCUGCUUUAAUCUUUA